AUGUUGGAAUAUAGGGAAGAAAUAAACAAAAAAGAAAUUUUAGAAAAUAAUGGAGAGGAUUGGUUUGAAAUUUUAAAAAAUAAAGGGAAGGAAGUUUUAAAUAAAAUAUUAAAUAGAGUAGAUAAUUUAAAUUUAAAUUCUUUUAAAGAAUUAAAAAAACGUUUAAUAACAACAUUUCAAUUGAGAGGAAUUUUAGAAAUUUAUAAACAUUUAGCUGAUAAAUUUAAUUAUUUUAAUGAAAAUUAUGAAAAUAAAAUAAAAAAAAUAAUUGAAAAUUUGGAAAGUUUUGAAGGAAUAACUGAAAAUUUAAAUGGAAAUUUUGUAAAUAAUUUUAAUCAGGAAAAAAUUAAAGAAUUGGUAAAGAAAUAUGGAAAUGAAUUAAUUGAGGAAUUUAUUGAAAAUAAAAUUAAAAUUGAAAUUAUAAAUAAUUCUAUAGAGGAUAAUAAAAAAUUUAAGGUAGAUCUAAAUAUUGAAAAAGUUGAGGAUUGGAUUAUAAAGAAGAUGAAUGAAUUAUAA
This is a messenger RNA of Meloidogyne enterolobii, 516 nucleotides long. The record is from the annotation of a GenBank genome assembly. NCBI's taxonomy places the organism in Eukaryota, Metazoa, Nematoda, Chromadorea, Rhabditida, Meloidogynidae.